CAGAGUUUUAGGGAGAGAAAAGUUGUAUAUAGAAAGAAAGCAAGAGGGAGAGAAGACAGCACAAACAGCAACUUUGUCCUUGUCCUAGAGAGAGAAAGGGUCAUAAGCAUAUAUAAGAGAAAAAAGAAAAAGAAAAAAGUAAAACAUUUUAUAGACACUAAGAGAUAGAGUGAAAGUGAGGGUUGUUGCAGUGAUAGCUGCAAAGCGCACAGAAGAGAGGGAGAGAGAGAGAGAGAGGCAAAAAAGUAAAGUAGAAGAAGUAAAGAGAGGUCGGGAAACCCUAAUCCUGGAAAUGGUUCAUUUUGCCACUCUCUGAAGACCACCAAUAAGGCUAUGCGUUACUUGUACUGAUUUGAUGGUUAAGUGAUUGGAGGAGGUCUUUGAUUUUAUGAUUUGAAGCAAAAUUCAGUACGUGAAGAAAGGGGAAGAAGAAAUAGUUUCUGAGUAUCGUGUUUUCAUCAAAUUAUCAACCUUUACCGGUUGAAAGACGAAUUUGGGACAGCCGGUAUUGAUUGAGGUGGAUUUAGACGCUUUGGUUUGACGUUGGAUCUUUGCGCUGGAGCCGUUAGGAUUACCGGGCACAAUGUCUUCCUUGAGUAGGGAGUUGGUGUUUUUGAUUUUGCAGUUCUUGGACGAGGAGAAAUUCAAGGAAGCAGUUCAUAAGUUAGAGCAAGAGUCUGGCUUCUUCUUCAAUAUGAAACAUUUCGAGGAGCAGGUCCAGGCGGGGGAGUGGGAUGAAGUGGAGCGCUACUUAUGUGGCUUCACUAAGGCAGAAGACAAUCGAUAUUCAAUGAAGAUUUUCUUUGAAAUUAGGAAACAGAAGUACUUGGAAGCUCUUGAUAGGCAGGAUCGAGCAAAGGCUGUUGAGAUUCUUGUCAAAGACCUUAAGGUUUUUGCGUCCUUUAAUGAGGAACUUUUCAAGGAGAUAACCCAUUUACUUACUCUUGAAAACUUUAGGCAAAAUGAGCAGCUUUCCAAGUAUGGAGACACAAAAUCUGCUAGAAACAUUAUGCUCAUAGAACUUAAAAAGCUUAUUGAAGCAAACCCACUUUUUCGUGAUAAGCUUGUGCUCCCAACCUUCAAGAGUUCACGACUAAGGACAUUAAUUAACCAGAGUCUAAAUUGGCAGCAUCAGCUUUGCAAGAAUCCUCGUCCGAACCCCGAUAUUAAAACACUCUUUAUAGAUCAUUCUUGCAAUCCAACUAGUAAUGGAGCUCGUCCUCCUCCCACAAACAGUCCUCUGAUGGGACCAAUGCCUAAGGCUGGGGCAUUUCCCCCCCUUGGUGCCCAUGGUCCUUUUCAGCCUGUUGUUUCCCCAUCUCCUGGUGCUAUUGCUGGGUGGAUGUCUGGCACCAAUCCUUCUUUACCACAUGCUGCUGUAGCAGCAGGGUCACCCGGUCUUAUGCAGCCUUCUAGUGCAGCUGCAUUCUUGAAACACCCAAGGACCCCCACUGGUGUAACUCGCAUGGAUUAUCAAUCUGCUGAUUCUGAGCAUGUGAUAAAGCGUAUUCGUACAGGCCAGUCUGACGAGGUGUCCUUUUCUGGUGUAAUGCAUACACCUACUGUCUCUUCACAAGAUGACCUUCCUAAAGCUGUUGUACGGACCCUCAAUCAAGGAUCUAAUGUCAUGAGCAUGGACUUCCAUCCAAAGCAACACACUAUUCUUCUAGUUGGGACAAAUGUUGGUGACAUUAGCAUUUGGGAAGUUGGAUCCCGGGAGAGGUUGGCACAUAAACCUUUCAAGGUUUGGGAAAUCUCAAAUGCUUCUAUGGCUUUGCAGACUGCAUUGCUCAAUGAUGCUGCGCUAUCGGUGAAUCGAUGUGUUUGGGGGCCAGACGGAGUUAUGCUUGGUGUUGCAUUCUCAAAACAUAUUGUCCAAAUAUAUACAUAUAAUCCAACUGGAGAACUAAGACAUCAUUUGGAGAUUGAUGCUCACAUUGGUGGUGUUAAUGACAUUGCAUUUGCUCAUCCCAACAAGCAACUAUGUAUUGUCACAUGUGGUGAUGAUAAGAUGAUUAAGGUAUGGGAUGCUGUAGCUGGAUGUAGACAGUACACUUUUGAAGGCCAUGAAGCUCCUGUAUAUUCAGUCUGUCCUCAUUACAAAGAAAAUAUCCAAUUUAUUUUCUCUACUUCCAUUGAUGGGAAAAUCAAAGCUUGGCUAUAUGAUUGCUCAAGAUCUAGAGUGGAUUAUGACGCACCUGGACUAUGGUGCACCAUGAUGGCAUAUAGUGCUGAUGGAACCAGGCUCUUCUCAUGUGGAACAAGUAAAGAAGGUGAAUCACAUCUAGUUGAGUGGAAUGAGAGCGAAGGAGCUAUAAAACGGACAUAUUCUGGUUUCAGGAAGCGCUCCUUAGGUGUUGUCCAGUUUGACACAACCAGGAACCGAUUCUUAGCUGCUGGUGAUGCCUUUCAAAUUAAGUUUUGGGAUAUGGACAAUACAAAUAUGUUGAUAGCUGUUGAUGCAGAUGGAGGAUUGCUUGCUAGUUCUAGACUUAGAUUCAACAAGGAGGGGUCGUUGUUGGCAGUCACGACUAGUGACAAUGGAAUCAAGAUUUUAGCCAACAAUGAUGGUGUGUGCUUGAUAAGAAUGUUGGAGAGCAGGGCUAUUGAUAAAAAUCAAGGCCCUUCUGAACCCAUCAACUCUAAGCCCCUACUUGGUAACUCUUUAGGUCCAUUUACAAAUGUUUCUCCUGCUGCUGCUCCAAUAGUGGACCGUCCUGAUAGAACCCCUCCUGCUGUAUCCAUCAGUAAUCUUGGUACCAUGGACAGCAGCAGGCUACUUGAUGUGAAACCACGGAUCUCAGAUGAUGCAGGCAAGAUUUUGAGCUGGAAAAUAUCUGAUGUUGUGGACACAUCUCAUCUCAAGGUUCUACGAUUGCCCGACCCUGUAACAGCAGGCAAGGUUGUGCGACUGAUCUACACUAACAAUGGCCUUGCUCUGUUGGCCCUUGCUUCCAAUGCUGUUCACAAACUUUGGAAAUGGCAACGUAGUGACAGGAAUCCUCUGGGAAAGGCUACUGCAUAUGUUGUGCCGCAGUUGUGGCAGCCUCCUAAUGGAACUCUUAUGAGUAAUGAUGUAAAUGAAAAUAAACCAGCUGAAGAGUCAGCUUCAUGUAUUGCUCUAUCUAAAAAUGAUUCUUAUGUCAUGUCUGCAUCUGGUGGGAAGGUCUCUUUGUUCAACAUGAUGACAUUUAAGGUCAUGGCUACAUUUAUGUCCCCACCUCCUGCGGCAACUUUUUUGGCAUUCCACCCUCAAGAUAAUAAUAUCAUUGCUGUAGGAAUGGAGGAUUCUUCUAUUCAAAUAUAUAAUGUCAGAGUUGAUGAGGUUAAAACCAAACUCAAGGGUCACCAGAAUCGGAUUACAGGGCUUGCAUUUUCGCAAACCUUAAAUGCUCUGGUUUCUUCAGGAGCUGAUGCACAGUUAUGUGUAUGGAGCAUUGAUGUGUGGGAGAAGAAGAACUCAAGGUUCAUUCAAGCACCAGCUGGUCGCCAAUCCCCACUGCUUGGAGAAACUAAAGUUCAGUUUCAUAAUGAUCAAGCGCAUCUGCUGGUUGUACAUGAAAGUCAAAUUGCGGUCUAUGACAGCAAGCUUGAAUGCUUGCUCUCAUGGUCAUGGUCUCCAAAAGAGACACUUACUGCUCCCAUCUCAAGUGCAAUAUAUUCAUGUGAUGGUUUACUGGUUUAUGCUUCUUUCUAUGAUGGUGCUGUUGGAGUUUUUUAUGCGGAUAGCUUAAGGAUCCGAUGUCGAAUAGCACCUUCUGCUUAUAUACCAUCCUUCGCUGCUAGCAACCCGGUUUAUCCUUUGGUCGUCGCUGCUCAUCCAUCAGAGCCUAACCAGAUCGCACUUGGCAUGAGCGACGGCGCAGUACACGUAGUAGAGCCAUUUGAUGUAGAGCAAAAAUGGGGUGGCCCAUCCUCUCAAGAUAAUGGAUCAAUACCUUCAAAUUCAUCAAAUCCUUCCCCGAGUGGUCAAGCAUCAGAGCUUCCCCCUAGGUGAUGGGGGCAUAGAUAAGCAUGUGCAACCACAAGGAAGUAUAGAGUGUUUGUGAAUUUUACUCAUUACAAAUUUCAUAUUUUGCCCUAAGCCAUUGCUUUCUAUCGCGGCUUUAUAAAAUAUUUGUUGUAAAUUCAUUUUGUUUAAUUUAGCUAAUAUAAAUUUGUUUGGAGGAAAUUUAA
Molecule: messenger RNA, 4176 nt
Organism: Corylus avellana
Lineage: Eukaryota; Viridiplantae; Streptophyta; Magnoliopsida; Fagales; Betulaceae
Product: protein TOPLESS-RELATED PROTEIN 2
Biological process (GO): regulation of DNA-templated transcription
Molecular function (GO): protein binding
Source: RefSeq, a predicted model, not a curated record